Amphibalanus amphitrite is the source of this 2817-nucleotide messenger RNA. RefSeq names its product F-box/LRR-repeat protein 2-like. The transcript is spliced from 2 exons. The record is from RefSeq and is a predicted model, not a curated record. Bases 381 to 2306 code for a protein of 641 amino acids. Gene Ontology annotation, molecular function: protein binding. Gene Ontology annotation, cellular component: SCF ubiquitin ligase complex. Gene Ontology annotation, biological process: SCF-dependent proteasomal ubiquitin-dependent protein catabolic process. NCBI's taxonomy places the organism in Eukaryota, Metazoa, Arthropoda, Thecostraca, Balanomorpha, Balanidae.
CAUGGUUGCAUUCAAAUCUUAUUUCUAAGUGGUAUGUUACAUAAAUUGAGUGUGAAAAUUCAAAAUUUCUCCAUUUUUUGUAGACCAAUGUCCAAAAAUUUAAAAAUAGAAUGCAAGCCUGAGCGAUCAUUGGCUCUUUGGCUUAUUACGUAACAAAAACUGAUCACUUAGUUUUUCUAGAGAAAGCUACAAUUAGCUUGAGACCAAAUUGGCGCAUAACAAAAAAAUAUAUUUCUCUUCAUCUUACGAGCAAAGCGACGAAGUAAAAAUAUGGAAUAGUUAGGUAUUCUGUCGAGCCCUUCUUAGGCAAUGAAGAUAGCAUGUAUAGCUCGCUCCAGAAGGUAGCUUGACAGCCUUCGGAUAUUUAAUCGAAUGGCACCAUGAGCAGCAGAGAUGUGGCUGAGCCAUCAGGGACUCCUGCCAGUAAUGCUCAGGCAGCACCUGAGUCUCCUGCAACUGAUGCUGCUCAGCCACAGCCAUCUGCAGCAGGAAGGACAGCUUCUGCAGGGGCAGCGUUAAGGCGCAGCAGCUCACCGGGCCUGGUGGCCACAGGCUCAGACCACUCCCACCACCCUCCAGCUGUGAGGGUGCUCAGUGAGGGCCAGGUUUUGGCCAGUGGUGGUGCUCAGCCUUCCGGGAGUCAUCUGAGCGUUGGCGAGCAGCCGACCCCCAGUGUGCUCAGUCUGGGCCAGCACAGCGUCGGAGAGGAUGUCAGCGUGGAGCGGCGCCGCGCCGAGGAGGGCGAGGUGCCGGGGACCGCGGACGCGGCCGGCGCUCCGGCGCCGCCCCCGUGCUGUCAGUGCGCCGUGUGCGUAACCCGCACAGGCGGCGAGGACAGUCCGGUGGCGGGGCCGAGCGGCGCGGCGGCCGCCGACCCGCAGCUGGAGCGGCUCUGCCGGCACACGGUCGAGAUGAUGAAACUGGACGGCGCCACUGAGGAGCAGAAGCAGCAGCUGGUGAAGCAGCUGCAGGUGAUGGUGCCGUCCGGCGCGCAGUCGCCGCCGCCGCCGCAGGAGCCGUUCCCGUUCGAGGGGCUGCCGCCGGAGCUGCAGCUGCUGGUCUUCUCCCACCUGACGGCGCGGGAACUGUGCACCAGCGUGCUGCCCGUCUGCCGGCACUGGUACCAGCUGGGGCGCGACCCCGUCCUGUGGCAGCACCUCUCCUUUGACGCCGACAACCUCGUGCCGACCAGCACCGUCGUCAACAUCCUCUCCUUCAGCACGCUGCUGAAAUCGCUGCGGCUGGAGGCCCGCCGCCAGGUGGAUAAGAUCCUGUUCCAAGUGGCCGACACCUGCAAACAGCUGCGCUCUCUGACGGCCAGAUUCUGCGAUGGUCUCAACUCACUACUGCUCGAGGUGCUUGUCAAACACUGCCCGCUUCUCGAGCGUGUCAACUUCGAGGGCUCUCGGUUUGACGACGCCGACUGCACGGCGGCGCUGACUGGUCUGGAGCACCUGCGCGCGCUGAACGUGUCGCACUGUCUGCGCCUGGAGGACGCGGAGCUGGUCCAGAUGGCGCGCCGCUGCCGCCACCUGGAGGAACUCAACGUGGACGGCAUCGGCUACCUCACCGACGCCGCCAUCCAGGAGCUGGUGGACCAGGCCGGCGACCGGCUCCUCUCCCUGGUGCUCGACGGAGAGAAUCUCACCGACGCCGGGUUCCGCGCGCUGGGCCGCUGCCGGAACCUGCAGGAGCUGUGCAUCUCGUUCGCCGACGGCAUGACGGACGCCAGCCUGCCGGCACUCGGCUCGCUGCACGACCUGAUGCGGCUCAAGAUCCGGCGCGGGAACCAGCUGAGCGCCGCGGCGCUGGGCCGCCUGUUCGACGGGCAGAACAUGCCGCACCUGCUGCACCUGGACCUGAGCGAGUGCUCGAACCUGGACGACAGCACGGUGGAGGCUCUGACGGCCAACUGUCCGCUGCUCACCUUCCUGGCGCUCAGCUGGUGCUGGGACGUCACCGACGCCGGCCUGGAGCGGAUCGUGACGCGGCUGCGCUUCAUGCGCGUCAUGGACCUGAUCGGACUGGUACGCAUCACGGGCCAGUGCUUCCGGCUGAUCCCCGAGCGUCUGCCCGAGCUGCGCUACCUGAACCUGGAGCAGUGCUCGGACGUGCAGGACGUGGUGGUGGAGCGCGUGGUGCGCCAGCGGCCGCAGCUGCAGGCGCUCGACUACUACGGUGACCGCGUCGUGCCGCGGCCCGUCGAGAUGGAGUCGUGGGCCGACGAGGUGGGCGAGCACGCGCGCGACAUCCACCUGCCCAUCACCAUCAACUUCCUGCUGCUGCGCGAGGACGGCGCCGCGUGACGGGCCGUCACGAGCCGGCCCGCCGACGCGACCGCUCGCCGCCACGGCCGACAAUGGUAAAUUAGCGCCGCGCACGGCAGGCCACCGGCCGGGCACGACCGGCCGCUCGGUGUGCUUAUUGACGGUACGCUUGUAUAGAGCUUUCAAUAACGUCAUUUGCGGACAAUUUUUAACAAAGCUGUGCUGCAACGAGUACAAUGUGCUUCGUAAAUGCAAUUACUGGGGAAUCUCAUCGCGUUUGGCUGUCCCUGAUUUGUUUUAACAGUGUCUGUGAUAUCAAGAUAAAGUUGAGUUUUUGCUGCAAGGAUCAGCGUUCGAUUAUCCACUGUUUGCUCGUACUAAUUGCAGUAUAUUACAAGUUCGUCAUCUGUUGAACGAAAUCUAUGCAUUUGAUCAUCUUUUUUGUGCAUUCAUUUUGUGUCCAUUCAAAAGUUUAUUGUGUCCUAAUUACAUUUUUCUUACGAAGCUGCUUUCUAACUUGGUUUUUGGAAUACAACUCCUUUUUGAACAA